AUGAAAGGUUUGAAGAGAAUGCUGAGGAAAGCACUUACAUCUGACACUCUUGUUCAUCCUCUGCUUGAAAGUGGUGAACAUUUACUUGUAAGUACAGCCAAUCCAGGUUUGGGCUGUCCAAAUGGUUUUUUGUCCUACUCAUCCCACUGCUAUGCCUUUUUUAUGACACCUUCUACCUGGAUGCAAGCAAGUAUGGACUGUCAGAAGUGGCCAUCAGGACAACUUGUCUCUGUGCUCAGUGAGUCUGAAGCAUCUUUUGUGGCCUCCCUGAUCAAGAACAGUAUUAAUAACUACUAUUAUGUUUGGAUUGGGCUUUAUGACCCCACAGAGGGAAAACAAGAUGAUGCAAUUGGAUGGGAGUGGAGUAGCACAGAUCAAUUGAAGUACCAUGCCUGGGAGGUAACACCUCCCUCACUUCCAGACUCUGGCUACUGUGGAAUUGUAACAGAGAGCUCAGGUUUUAGAAAAUGGAAGGAUUAUAAUUGCAAUUUGAAAUUACCCUAUGUCUGCAAGUUCAAGUUAUAG
Molecule: messenger RNA, 525 nt
Organism: Suncus etruscus (white-toothed pygmy shrew)
Lineage: Eukaryota; Metazoa; Chordata; Mammalia; Eulipotyphla; Soricidae
Product: regenerating islet-derived protein 3-gamma-like
Exons: 5
Coding region: 1-525 (174 amino acids)
Biological process (GO): positive regulation of cell population proliferation; antimicrobial humoral immune response mediated by antimicrobial peptide; response to peptide hormone
Molecular function (GO): oligosaccharide binding; peptidoglycan binding; signaling receptor activity
Source: RefSeq, a predicted model, not a curated record